AUGGCUCUGAGAGUGCUAAGUUCGGAUGUGAAAAGUUCCCUGAGUGGGAGCGCGUUUUUCGACCACGGUUCUUUAGGGGAACAGGAACCCCCACCUCCAGUGCGUAGCUACCUUUGUUUGACUAUUUUCACCUGCUUUUGUCCAGCAUACCCCGUCAACAUAGUGGCUUUGGUCUUCUCUAUCAUGUCCAGGAAGAGCUAUGACCAGGGCGACUAUGACGGGUCCAGGAGGUUGGGCAGGAACGCUCUUUAUGUUGCUAUUGCCUCCAUCAUCAUUGGCCUCCUCGUCAUCGCCAUCUUCUGCACUGUCCAGUUUACCACAGUAAGGCACACUGAAAUCUACUGGAUGAUGGACUUUUAG
Messenger RNA from Myripristis murdjan (pinecone soldierfish), 360 nucleotides. RefSeq names its product transmembrane protein 233-like. NCBI's taxonomy places the organism in Eukaryota, Metazoa, Chordata, Actinopteri, Holocentriformes, Holocentridae. Gene Ontology annotation, cellular component: membrane. The coding region runs from base 1 to 360 and encodes 119 amino acids. The transcript is spliced from 4 exons. The record is from RefSeq and is a predicted model, not a curated record.